Neolamprologus brichardi is the source of this 4731-nucleotide messenger RNA. Its product is annotated as dystroglycan 1-like. Lineage: Eukaryota; Metazoa; Chordata; Actinopteri; Cichliformes; Cichlidae. Gene Ontology annotation, molecular function: calcium ion binding; laminin binding. The record is from RefSeq and is a predicted model, not a curated record. Gene Ontology annotation, biological process: nerve development; axon guidance; muscle attachment. Gene Ontology annotation, cellular component: dystroglycan complex; sarcolemma; basement membrane.
CACACGAUCGGCCUCAACCUGUAGACCUGUGUAAGAGAAGGAUAGAGCGAGGCAGCCGGGGAGGGGUAGCAACCGACAUAAUUACAACACAGAGCUGUGAAGUGUCUGUAGACUUAUCAACCCAGAGGGGAGACAUAUGUUACCUUGACUGUGCCCAGGUACCCUAUUCACACGAUACUAGACUUUUUAUUUUUUCCUCCCGUGGCGCUCAAAGGGAAGCGCAUGUUUUAUGGCAUUUGAGAAGUCUUCGCUGCGCUCUCAGGGUAGAAGAGGAGACAUUACGGCGCGAGUUAGCUAACGUUAGCUCGCUAACAAGCCAGAUGUCAUGGCUGUCUAGCAGGCUGCCAAAGAUCUCUUCAUGGAUCACAGAGGACAACAAAGAGAAACCGCUGCAUUUUCAAGCAUAGCCAAUCACUAAGGAAUCUGACUGUCAAGCAUAUCAUCAGAUUGACUUCAGUGCAUGUGGCCUCUUCAGUUGUUCAUAGACAUCUGUUGGGCAGCCCAAAGGCCUAUUGCUAUGCACUAUAAACGGAGAGACAUGAGCUGCGGGGAUGCUGGGGGGAGCAGGCUUAUUUCGUGCAGGACUAUCCCUCUGAUAAUGGGGCUUCUGGCGACCCUGACUCAGGGCACAGUACCAGAACAGCAAGAGACACUUGUGGAGAUGAUAUCUGUGGAACUAGAGGCAUCCAUGCAGUCCUCUGUGCUCUCUGAGCUCAACGCUGCAGCAUCCUUAGUUGGUGAAGGGCCGCCCACAGCUGUCCCAGAUUCCUCUGCAAAGAAUGAGGGAGUGCACACCAGUAUCCCUGACUCCUCAGCAACUGUGGGCCAGGUGUUCCAGUUGAAGGUACCACCAGGACGUGCCCAUGCAGGCUGCAGUGUGCAGCUCACCGAGAUGGGAAGGGAGACUUUACCCUCCUGGCUAUACUGGGACAGAGAGAGCUGCAUUCUCAGAGGUUUGGCUCUGGAGCAAGAUAAAGGUGUAUAUCAUAUCAUGGUGUCAGGUGAGGAGCAAAGUCAGAAGACUAGUAGCCAAGUAUUCCCCAGUACAGUCUUCUCUAUUGAAGUAUACCCAGAAGAACGAGCAGAUACUGAGCCACCCCUAAUCACACUUCAGUCUGAUAUUGGUGGCCUGCAGCCUUUCACCUGUGGCUCUGAGGAGCCUGUCACUGUCCUUACUGUCAUCUUGGAUGCUGACUUGACAAAGAUGGUUGCUGAACAGAGGGCCAGCUUACUGGGCAAUAUGAGGAAAUUCUCUCAUGUGCCACUGGAACACAUGAGGGUGGUCCCUGUUGUCAACAACCGCUUAUUUGACAUGUCUGCUUUCAUGGCUGGACCAGGAAAUGCAAAGAAAGUGGUGGAAAACGGCGCCCUACUGUCAUGGAAAGUUGGAUGUGCUCUUGAUCAGGGCAGCGUUCCUGACAUUAGCAGUGUCCAAUCCUCAGCAAAGGAUGGGACUAUGUCAGCUAGGCUGGGCUAUCCAGUGGUUGGCUGGCACAUUGUUAAUAAAAAGCCCCAGGGAGUCAGACGGGUCAGGCGGCAGUUGUACAAUACUCCUACUCCAGUGCCCUCCCUGCUUCCUCCAACUAUUAACCAAGAGCCAUAUUCACGUGUUAUUCCCACUCCAACAUCACCCUCUAUCGCCCCAGCAACUGAUAAUUCUGCUCCACCUGUCAGAGGCCCUUUGCCCCUUCCAGUCAAGCCUACCAUGAGGGUCAGGGAUCAGAUAGCUCACACACCUGUCUUUGGACCUCCCCAACCCACCAGAAUACUAGGAACUACAAGCACUAUCCCCAUUCAACCUACCAUGACCCGGCCUACUUUUGUGGAAGCUACUGCAGUGCCAACACCACCAAGCACCACUAAAAAACCCAAGCCCUCUUCCACAAAAAAACCUAAGAAACCCAAAACCUCGACUCCAGCUCCCCGAGAACCGAAUUCCACAACUCCUAAGCCACCUAGGCGCACAACAGCUCUCUCUCUUGCUCCGGACUCUAAUACAACUCCAGAGAUCCGCAACCCCAUUGAUCAGGUGACUGCAUGGGUGGGAACAUACUUUGAGGUUAAGAUUGCUGCUGAUGCAUUUUAUGACCGAGAGGAUGGUACUACUGAUAAGCUGCGUUUGACUUUAAAGAAGACACCCAAAGAACCAGUAACUGAAACAUCUUGGAUCCAGUUCAACAGCACUAUCCAGCUUUUGUAUGGCCUUCCAGAGGAGCAACAUGAGGGGAAUCAUGAGUAUUUCAUGUUAGCCACUGACAAAGGGGGGAAGAGUAUCAUGGAUGCGUUUGAGGUUAGAGUCCAUCGCUGGUCUAAUAAUAACAAACCUUCAGUAAUGUUUGCUGCUCGUUUUCAUGGUGACCCCAACACUUUAAGCAAUGAUGUACAUAAAAAGAUUCUUUUGACUAAGAAGUUGGCUUACGCCCUGGGAGAUCGGAACAGCAGCACAGUGACCUUAAGAAGCAUCACUAGGGGCUCAAUUGUUGUGGAAUGGACCAAUAACAGUCUCCAGCAGAGUCCUUGUCCAAAGGACCAGAUCACAAUUCUCAGCAACAGGAUUGCUGAUCCCCAAGGAACCCCUAAAGCGGUCUUUAUCAAAGCCAUGGAGCCUGAAUUCAAACCCAUUAACAUCUCAGUUCGUGGCACCAAUAAAUGCCAACAAUACACAUUCAUUCCACCAGGAGAGGUGCCAAUGCCUGAGCUUCCUACAGCUACGCCUUCACCUGAUCCAAUUAAGGGCACUGAUGACGUUUACCUGCACACUGUCAUUCCUGCUGUAGUAGUAGCUGCCCUGCUGCUCAUCGCUGGAAUCAUUGCUAUGGUUUGUUACCGCAAGAAGCGUAAGGGGAAGAUGACCAUAGAGGAGCAAGCAACUUUCAUCAAGAAGGGCGUUCCAAUAAUAUUUGCAGAUGAGUUGGAUGAUUCAAAGUCACCACCGUCCUCCAGCAUUCCUCUUAUCCUCCAGGAGGAAAAGCCCCCACUUCCUCCUCCAGAAUACCCAAACAUGUCUGGCCCUCACAGCACCCUGCUAAACCAGGAUCUGUUGGAGGAAUAUUCAGUUUAUCAAGAUGAUGAUCCUAAUGCCCCACCUUACCAGCCUCCCCCACCAUUUACUGUGCCCAUAGAGGGCAAAGGCUCCCGCCCUAAGAACAUGACCGCGUACAGGUCACCUCCUCCCUAUGUGCCUCCCUAACACACACCAGGGGCUUUGAGUUUUGAAAGCAGGUGCAAUCUAGGGAUGCUUGUCGAAUUACUACAGGAGUAAUUUUACAUGUUUAAUGAAAUGGCUUUGACUUUAUAGAGAAGCAGGCAACCAUAAUCAUAUAUCUCACCAACAUGGAUAAGACAAUACAUCAUACAAUUCAACUACAGGCACAGGGCGAAUGGAUGGAAAACUGUUUAAUUUUUCUUUGUCCUUCAGAUCUGCUUUUGACUUCUUACAUAUUUUUUUUUGUCUGUUCUUGCCAAGAGGAGUCAAUUUUAUCUUCAAUGAUGUACUAUUUCUAUUGUAUAGAAAAUAAUAAAGAAGCAGGAAAAAAUGAAGCCCACAGGGCCGUUGAGCAGAUGUCACCAUGACAACAGACUUGAGGCUCUUCCUCACAAUGUUAAUCUUUAUGAGUUCUAUAUCACUCUUAUCUGUCUUUUCGGCUAGGUUUACUAAGAUUUUGCACCUGUUAUUUCUAGAGGGGAAUGAAAUCCAUAAUGCCAAACUGAAAGCAUGAAACAUUUUAUUUACACAAAAAAUUAGUUUGUUUCUUAGACAUGAGUCUUUCCCUGUUCUCUUCUAUGCUUUUUGCCUCCCUCUCGACAAUAACAUGCAAAUGUUGCACUUAUGCAAAUUCUUGUUAAACCUUGCACUAUGUGUCUUGCGCAGAACCGAAAGCAUUACGUGGUGGUCGAAUGAGGAAGAGAGGAAAAAAAAAAAAAAUCCUUGAACUCAUUACAUGACUGAAAUUCCUCUGGUACUAGAUCACAAAAGAACAUUACACUGAUCACGCCUGUUGUAGCUGUAGCCUAAUUAAGUUACAAAACAAAUGAUUUUAUUUUAUUUUUGUUCAUCUGUGCCACUGAAUCUGCCUGUGAGAUGUCUGCGGUCACGAGGCAAACCUUGUAGGGAUGCUGGAAAGAUAACAAAGGGGCCAUAGGAAUGCUGUGCUUUAGAACAGUAUGAGAAAUGGAGACGUACCCGAUGAGUUGGAUCCACCGUCUUAUAUUCAGUUGGUUUUGUUGGUGUGGGGGCGGGUGGGUGUAAGAGUACUGUAUUAUCACUGCUCUGCCUCUAGGUGUUGCACUGUUAUGCUUAGUGCACUGCCUGUUGUCAGUUCAGAUGAGGCAUGGGGACAAGGGGAUGUACAUAAUUGUGUGCCUGUGAAAUUAAACCACUCCAUAAUGUCAGUGUUUUAUCAGUAAACCUAGUUGGGGGGGAGGGGGCAGAUUGGGAAAUUAUUUUAUUUUUUAAUUGUAUGUCUAGAUUUAUGAUCACAAUCAUAAAAAAAGACUUUAUAGUUUGUGAGGGUAUAAAAUGUUUACCUGCCCAUCACAAAAGAAAUUCUCAAUAUGAUGGGGGAUCAAAGAAACCACUAUAAUAUGUGAAUUAUGUACAUUUCAUAUCUGAUAUCACCAUAAGAAAAAAUGGUUAAAAAUCUAAUGUUUUUACUGAGUUUUUGAUACAGUCUUAAACUUGUUUUAUGAAAAUAUAUUAAUAAAAUGUAAUACUAUUUGUAAAGCCUCAAA